CUCUGUACUUCUUGUCUGGAGAAAACCUUGGGCUAGAGAUAAGGCCACUUCUAAAAAUGUAUUUCUAGCAGCUCACACUUCCAGUCCACCAGUCUGGGUCUGAGGCUGUGUCAAGAUCAUGAAGUACAUACUGUUUGUUGCCUUUGUUGGUGUGGCUGUUGCCUUUCCCGUCAACACUGACGAUGAUGAUGACAAGAUCGUGGGAGGCUACACCUGUGCAGCGAACUCUGUCCCCUAUCAGGUGUCCCUGAAUUCUGGUUAUCACUUCUGUGGAGGUUCCCUCAUCAGCAGCCAGUGGGUCCUUUCAGCUGCUCACUGCUACAAGACCCGCAUCCAAGUGCAGCUUGGGAAACAGAACCUGGCACUCACAGAAUCGACACAGCAGUUGAUUAAUGCAGCUAAAAUCAUCCGCCACCCUAAUUACAGCUCCAAAACACUGGACAACGACAUUAUGCUCAUCAAGCUUGCCGAACCAGCCCGGCUCAACCGAGCUGUCCAAACAGUUCCUCUGCCAACCAGCUGUGUGGCCGCAGGCACCACAUGCCUGAUCUCCGGCUGGGGCAACCUGCUCAGCUAUGGCAGUCUGUAUCCAGAUGACUUGCAGUGCUUGGAUGCUCCUGUACUCACCUCAAGCCAGUGCAGCCAAGCCUACCCCGGGAAAAUUACCAACAACAUGAUAUGUGUAGGAUUCCUGGAGGGAGGAAAAGACUCCUGCCAGGGGGAUUCCGGAGGUCCAGUAGUCUGCAACGGGCAGCUCCAGGGCAUUGUUUCUUGGGGUACUGGAUGUGCACAGAGAGGCUAUCCUGGGGUUUACACUAAGGUUUGCAAUUAUGUCUCCUGGAUCGAAGCAACUGUGGCUGCAAACUGAGACUCUCUUGUUCUAUGCAUCCUGGUUUUUCUCAUCAUUUUCUUCUGUUUUGGGACUGGAGAGACAAAAAUGAUUAAAAAAAAAAAAAUAAAGACUUUCAGGCACCUCU
Molecule: messenger RNA, 977 nt
Organism: Columba livia (rock pigeon)
Lineage: Eukaryota; Metazoa; Chordata; Aves; Columbiformes; Columbidae
Product: trypsin I-P1-like
Exons: 5
Coding region: 119-868 (249 amino acids)
Biological process (GO): proteolysis
Molecular function (GO): serine-type endopeptidase activity
Source: RefSeq, a predicted model, not a curated record